AUGGUAAUCACGACCGUGCAGAAGGAGGCACUUCAGGGGCUUUGUUCCGGGGAUCGUCUCGAUCUGAUGGACGCCAUUGACCGGCUACGCUCAAGGGGCGUCGACCAUCUCAUCUCCCUCCCACAAAUCAUCGUGGUCGGAGACCAGUCAUCAGGCAAGAGUUCUGUCCUGGAAGCCAUCUCUGGCGUGCCGUUCCCAGCCCGAAGCAAUCUUUGCACCCGAUUCCCCACCGAGCUUGUCCUCCGCCGGACCUCUCAAGUCAGCGCCCGUAUCUCUAUUGUCCCCCACACAGCACGGCCCGAUUCCGAGAAGGCCGCAUUGUCCAAUUUCGAUGCGGAGUUGGCGACCUUUGAUGAUCUCUCUAGACUCAUCGAAGAAGCAAAAUACGCGAUGGGCAUCUCGACUCACGGCAACUCCUUUGGCAGAGACCUGCUCCGCGUGGAGAUCUCGGGACCUGACCGACCCCAUCUCACCAUCGUCGACCUACCGGGCCUCAUCCAUUCGGAGACCAAACACCAACGCGCAUCCGACAUCGAACUGAUACAAGAUACCGUCGAGUCGUACAUGGCCGAGCCACGUAGCAUUAUCCUCGCAGUCGUCUCAGCCAAGAAUGACUUUUCGAACCAAGUCGUCCUCAAGCUAGCCCGGUCCGCCGAUUCCGAAGGCAAGCGGACUCUAGGCGUCAUCACGAAACCCGAUACAUUACAUCCGGGAUCGCAGAGCGAAGCAUUGUACGUGUCCCUAGCCCGGAACCGGGAAUUCGAGUUCCGCCUUGGCUGGCACGUCCUGAAGAACCUGGACUCGGAGACACAGCAGAUAACCUCUUCACACCGGCGCAACACCCUCGAGGAGACCUUUUUCGGUCAGGGAAUUUGGACAACACUUCCUGGCAACAUCCUCGGUGUCAGUCACUUGCGCUCGCGGCUUAGUAAAGUCCUCCUGACGCACAUUGCAUCCGAACUCCCAGGGCUGAUCACCGAUAUCGAGACGAGGCGACAAUCUUGCCAGGCAGGCAUCGCCAAACUUGGUCGCGCACGAGCUACGCACAAGGAGAACCAGCUCUAUCUGAUUACCAUAUCCGAGUCAUUCCAGCGCCUCGUCCGCAGUGCUGCGGACGGCAACUGUACAGACGGUUUCUUCAAGAGUGCCGAGUCUGCAAGCGGGUAUCAGUCCCGCCUGCGAGCUUUCAUCCAGAACCACAAUGAUGAUUUCGCCAAGACGAUUGAAAAGGAAGGGCACACCUGUCACAUCACUGACCACGGGGCUGAUGACGACAAGGUUGAGGCCAACGACAGCGCGAAAUCCAUCUCCCGCGAGCAGUUCAUCGCAAAGAUUAUGACCAAGAUGUCCCACGCCCGUGGUAGGGAGCUUCCGGGUUCAUUCGAUCCGAUGAUUGUCGCCGAGCUAUUCCGCGAACAAGCUAUCCCGUGGGAACAACUAGCGCAUGCCCAUAUCAAGCGGUCGUGGGGGUCGUGCAAGUUGUUCCUAAAGCAGGUCGUCGAGCACGUCGCCGACCUCAACACUUCUGCAACUAUAUAUCAGAAGAUUAUCGAACCCGCAAUGUACGAGAUCUUGGGAAACUUGAUAGGCCUCACGAAAAAGGUCCUCAACCAGCAUCAGCAGCUACACCCGAUCACGUAUAAUCAGGACUUCCCGGAGGCCCUCCAGAAGCUGCGGAGCGACCGCAGGCGUGAUUGCAUUGCCUCGACAACGAUGAACUUCUUUGGCGUGAGCACGUUGACAAGGAACAGUUUCGGCACGCUGGAUUUGUCAAACCUGGUGGAUAGAUUGGUGGUUAGCACGUUGGAGCCGGAUGUGACCAGAUUCGCCGCAUCUGAGGCUCUCGACAUGAUGCAGGCGUACUACAAGGUCGCCAUGAAGCGAUUCAUUGACGACAUGGCUGUCUCAGUCGUCGAGGUCGCCCUCGUGUCCGCCUUGGCCGACAUCCUCUCCCCAGCCAAGGUUUUCGAGAUGGACGAAGGCGUUGUGGCUGCCCUGACAGGCGAGACAGAGGAGAACCGGAUCUUGAGAGAACAGCUGGUACAACAAUUGGAGGUCUUGGAAAAUGGCGCAGAGAUCUGCCAGCGGUUCACGAUUGACGAUACCAAUGGCACCGGAUCCAACCAAGAGAGGCAGAGUACCUUGACCCCAGACGGGACUGGGAGCGAAGGUGGCAGCGAGGCGAGCGCCAGGGGCCUUGAUAUUCCGGAUUCGCUUGGCGAAGAAACGCAACCCGAGGCGGAGGCGGAGCAGAGCUCCAGAGAUGUUCAUGUUUCUAAGUCUAGUAAAAAGAAGAAGGGAAGGAUUACUGUAGCAUGAACACACACGAAGUUCUGGUUCGCAGAAUACCAGCAGUAUACGAAGGAAGAAUAGGGGAUUAGAGACUUUAGGUAAGUUAUACUUUGAAGUAGAAGCCCAUCUCAUCUUUCAGUUGUAGUCAAGACAGGCUAGGAAUAAAAG
Messenger RNA from Microdochium trichocladiopsis, 2460 nucleotides. RefSeq names its product dynamin family protein. Bases 1 to 2319 code for a protein of 772 amino acids. Gene Ontology annotation, molecular function: microtubule binding; GTPase activity; GTP binding. Lineage: Eukaryota; Fungi; Ascomycota; Sordariomycetes; Xylariales; Microdochiaceae. Gene Ontology annotation, cellular component: membrane; microtubule; cytoplasm. The transcript is spliced from 3 exons. The record is from RefSeq and is a predicted model, not a curated record.